Molecule: messenger RNA, 2910 nt
Organism: Passer domesticus (house sparrow)
Lineage: Eukaryota; Metazoa; Chordata; Aves; Passeriformes; Passeridae
Gene: TTC13
Product: tetratricopeptide repeat domain 13
Exons: 23
Coding region: 781-2868 (695 amino acids)
Molecular function (GO): protein binding
Source: RefSeq, a predicted model, not a curated record
AUUCCUGCGCCCAGUAGUACGGGCAUAUGCCAGCACUCCGUGCUCUUGUUGCUGAGUUUCUCUGUACAAGGAGCCCCUGGAGAGGGUCCAGGCGUCUGGAACGUCUUUCACGAAGAGAGGCUGUGGGAGCUGGGCCUGCUUAGUCUAAAGGAAAGAAGACUGAGGGGGAAUCUCGUUAGGGUAUAUAAAUAUCUCAGAGGCAGGUGUCAAAGAGUAUGGUGCCAGACGUUUUAGUGAUGCCCAGAAACAGGAUGAGGACCAGUGACCACAAACUAAAAUACAACAAGUUCCAGUUCAGCUUGAGGAAGAACCACUUUGCAUGAGGGUGUCAGAGCACUUGGAGCAGGCUGCCCAAGGAGCUUGUGGAUUUUCCCUAUCUGGAGACAUUCAAAACCCAGCUGGAUGUGUUCUUGUGUCACCUGCUCAAAGUGACCCUGCAGGAGGGUUGAACUGGAUGAUCUUCAUCUUCCAACUGUGUCAGUUCCGUGUUUCAGUCAGUGAGAUGUGGCUCAAUUUAAUUUCAGCUACAGUUGUAUCUGUUCUACUGAUUCAUCAUUUUUGCACUUCCAUGAAUCGGAUUGUGACAUAGGAGGAUCAUCGUCUUGCGAAUCUAUACUUUCCUUGAAUACAGAAAAAAUUCUGAGUCAAGCGAAGUUGCUUGCAGAGCAAAAACGAUUUCCAUUUGCUACUGAUAAUGACAACACAAAUGAAGAAUUGGCAAUUGCAUACGUGUUGAUUGGCAACGGCUUGUAUGAUGAAGCUAUACGACAUUUUUCAACAAUGCUGCAGGAAGAACCGGAGCUGGUUAGUGCGAUUUAUGGACGAGGGAUAGCAUACGGAAAAAAAGGACUGCAUGAUAUGAAAAAUGCUGAACUUGCUCUGUUUGAGCUCAGUAGGGUGAUUAGUCUAGAACCAGAUCAUCCUGAAGUAUUUGAACAGCGAGCUGAAAUAUUGUCCCCACUAGGACGAAUCAGUGAAGCAUUAUCAGAUCUCACCAAAGCUAUUCAGCUACAACCAUCAGCAAGGCUCUAUAGGCACAGAGGUACCCUUUACUUCAUAUCUGAGGAUUAUGCAACAGCCCAUGAAGAUUUUCAGCGCUCACUGGAACUGAACAAAAAUCAGCCUAUAGCUAUGCUUUAUAAAGGCUUAACCUUUUUUCACAGAGGACUUCUGAAGGAAGCCAUUGAAUCCUUCAAAGAAGCUCUGAAGCAGAAAUCAGACUUCAUAGAUGCGUAUAAAAGUCUGGGACAAGCCUACAGAGAGCUUGGCAACUUUGAUGCUGCUACAGAGAGCUUCCAGAAGGCUUUACUGCUGAAUCAAAAUCAUGUUCAGACAUUACAGCUCAAGGGAAUGAUGCUUUAUCAUCAUGGAAGCUUAGAUGAAGCACUAAAGAAUUUUAAGAGAUGUCUACAGCUAGAACCAUACAAUGAAGUGUGCCAGUACAUGAAGGGUCUCAGCCAUGUUGCAAUGGGGCAGUUUUAUGAAGGCAUAAAAGCUCAGACCAAAGUUAUGUUAAAUGAUCCUUUACCAGGACAGAAGGCCAAUCCAGAAUAUCUGAAAGUGAAAUACCUCAGAGAGUAUUCUAGAUAUUUGCAUGCACAUUUGGAUACCCCUCUUACAGAGUAUAAUACUGAUACAGAUCUUCCUGGAAAUUUCAAGGAUCACUGGGCCAAAAAUCUUCCUUUUCUUAUAGAAAAUUAUGAAGAACAACCAGGGUUACAGCCACAUAUAAAAGAUGUGUUAUUUCAGAAUUUUGAAAGCUAUAAGCCUGAUGUGCAAGAACUCAUAUGUGUGGCUGAUCAUCUGGGUUCCAUGAUGCAGUAUGAGACACCGGGAUUUCUGCCAAAUAAGAGGAUACAUAGAGCAAUGGGAUUGGCCACUCUAGAAGUAAUGCAAGCUGUGCAGCGGACUUGGGCAAACUCCAAAGUUCGGAUGAAUGGGAAGACCAGACUGAUGCAGUGGAGAGAUAUGUUUGAUAUUGCUGUGAAGUGGCGAAGGAUAGCUGACCCUGACCAGCCUGUACUUUGGCUGGACCAAAUGCCUGCCCGGAGCCUUAGCAGAGGUUUCAAUAAUCACAUUAACUUAAUCAGGGGACAGGUCAUUAACAUGCGGUACCUGGAAUACUUUGAGAAAAUUCUUCAUUUUAUCAAAGACAGGAUCCUUGUUUAUCAUGGUGCUAAUAAUCCAAAAGGACUGCUAGAGGUUCGAGAAGCUUUGGAAAAAGUACAUAAAGUAGAGGAUCUUCUUCCAAUAAUGAAGCAGUUUAAUAGUAAAACCAGAGAUGGGUUCACUGUGAACACAAAAGUCCCCAGCCUGAAGGAUCAAGGGAAAGAAUAUGAUGGAUUCACAAUUACAAUAACAGGAGAUAAAGUGGGGAACAUACUGUUUUCAGUAGAAACUCAGACGACAGAAGAGAGAACACAGCUGUAUCAUGCAGAAAUAGAUGCACUUUAUAAGGAUCUAACAGCUAAAGGAAAAAUUCUAAUUCUAUCUGCAGAGCUGGGGGAAGUAGAUGCUGUUUGCAACUUGAUCCUGUCACUAGUGUAUUACUUCUAUAAUUUAAUGCCACUUUCAAGAGGAUCCAGUGUGAUAGCUUAUUCAGUGAUCAUGGGAGCACUAAUGGCAAGUGGAAAAGAAGUAUCAGGAAAAAUCCCUAAAGGAAAGCUGGUUGAUUUUGAAGCCAUGACAGCACCAGGGUCUGAAGCAUUUACCAAAAUAGCAAGGAGCUGGAUGAAUCUAAAAAGUAUUUCACCUUCUUACAAGAGCCUACCAUCCAUAUCAGAGACUUUUCCAACCCUGAGAACGAUGAUUGAAGUACUAAAUACAGACUCAUCUCAUUGUCUAAAAAAAACUAUAGUUGUUGUAUAAUUUAUACAAAUAAAAAGCCAAGAGGUACUGCUUUGCAAAUUA